Molecule: messenger RNA, 2735 nt
Organism: Pipistrellus kuhlii (Kuhl's pipistrelle)
Lineage: Eukaryota; Metazoa; Chordata; Mammalia; Chiroptera; Vespertilionidae
Gene: IL23A
Product: interleukin 23 subunit alpha
Exons: 4
Coding region: 1871-2467 (198 amino acids)
Biological process (GO): positive regulation of T-helper 17 cell lineage commitment; positive regulation of T cell proliferation; immune response
Cellular component (GO): extracellular region; interleukin-23 complex
Molecular function (GO): cytokine activity
Source: RefSeq, a predicted model, not a curated record
CCCACCCUGUAUAUUAGCUAUCAUUAACUACCCUGGGGAACUUCAACUGGAUUUGGAGCCUGGUCAUCCAACUGGAAAGGCCUACUUAGUGUCUUGUGAAUGUGAUUUGCAUAACAGUUAAAGCCCUGCUGACGUCAAGGACUCCUAGAAGCUCCAGGUCAGCUCUAGUCCCGGAAGUAGUUCCUGCCGCACGACAGUCCCACGAUUGCCCCACCAACCUUGCUUCCUACCCAACUCCCCAAGCACCAGGAAGUGAAACAGAGCAGCGAACCCAUGCCUCCAGCUCAACUCUUGCCCUUCUCAUGUCAUCCCCUAGAGUUCCACUCCUCCCUCCUCCUCUUCACCGUUCUCCUCCCAUCCUUAGGGCCCACAGAAUGGGAACCAGAGGAGGCAGCAUCCUAGGACAAAUUAUAUGAACGUGAGGUGAGUUCCCCUCCUUCCACUGCCACCACCAGUUUCCUUAUUCUGUGAGUCUCCCCUGAGUGUGGGGAGAGACAAACCAGCGCUCACUCAAACGGAGAUGACAUCCCUGCUGCUGAAAAUGUUUUAGCCAAAGGAUGGAUUUACCAGAGAGUCAUAUUUGGACCAGAAGUUUCACCGGGCAGUUUGACUAAUUCUAAGGGAAACCUCUGUCCAGGGUAAGUUUCUCAGAGGAAAGGGUCAGCCUCUUGGGGAGGCUUCGGGAGCUGUCCGUGUGGUCACCAUGGCCUCACUCUGAUGUCCAAACUGUCCUGGGACCCUCCGCUUAGGGUGGGGGCAGCCCCAGAUUUGGACCACCCCCCACGCCCACGCCUGACCUCACACUCUUAGCUGUCUCACUGAUGUUGCAUCAGGGAGGGUGAUGAAAUCAUUGUUGGUGGAUUUUACCCAUGGAUGCAACAGGCUGAAGGACUGGCCAGUGUCACUGAACCAAGCACCUUCAACUGUCUGUAAGUCCUCGCCUUCUUGCCGUGGUGCAGGGGCUGGAGUAUCUGAGUCGGACUUCUAGCCCUUGCUUACACUGGUGUCUCCAAAGAACCAUCACUUGCAUCCCACAGGGCCCAUGAACCUUUGGGCCACUAAGGCUGAAGAAUCAGACGGUUCUUAGCAACAAUUCCCUCCAACCGUCGUCCUGCCCUCCACAGUGAGGCCUGAAGUAGGGGAGCCGUAGCACUUCAUACAGCAUUAUGUGGCUGCCCGCUCUCAACGUGCCUUCAUGUCCAUUCUCUCCCAGUGAAAGCGACACUGUCACCGAUAAAGAAAAAGAAGCCCUCUUAUUUUCAGAGGGUAUCUGGUGGGAGCUAAACUUCAUUCCAAACGGAGUUUGCCAUUUUAUUGGGAAAUAAACGAAUGCUUAUGUUUUAAUUUUUCCUUAGGCUAGGGGAGAUAAGGAAUUUAUUGUAGGUUGGGGGAGUAGUUUUGAGAGGCAGAAAGAGGAGGAAAAAGUUAAACAGGAAGGAAUUUCAGACUAGACUCAUUUAAAUAUUCAUUACUUCACCCCGCCCCUUCUAGAGCCAUUUCCAUUCCUGGAGAGCAUCACACAUACGUCCUAUCCCUGGCCUCCAGCCGCAGCCACCGCAGAGUCAUUUCCCCCGGAGCUGAGGCGGCUUACCUGGGCUCCCCACAGCGGCGUGAUGCAGGGAGGGGAAUCCCACCUGCUGUGAGUCACCUGCGAGUACAAAGGGCGGGUGUUACAAUGCCGGGACCUUAAAAAGGGACUCGGGAGAAGAAAAUAAGGGAAGCCGCUGAGAGCCUCAGUGAACAGAGGAAGCCAAACCAGAGACGCACAGAACAGAGAGAAUCGGGCUCUGAACAGGGGGAAGUGGGCAGAGAUUCCACAAGGACGGGUGCAAGGCAGAGAGCCGGCCAGAUUGGAGACGCAGGCACCAGGAUGCUGGGGAGCAGAGCCGUGCCCCUGCUGCUGCUGCUGCUGCUGCUGCUGCUGACCUGCCGGGCCACUCGGGGCCGGGCCGUGCCCACGGGCAGCGGGCCUGCCUGGGCGCAGUGCCAGCGGCUCUCCCAGAAGCUCUGCACGCUGGCCUGGAGUGCGCACCCGCCCCCGGGGCAUGUGGAUCUACCAAGAGAAGUAGGAGAAGAGGAAAAUGAGACGACAAAUGAUGUUCCCCACAUCCAGUGUGAGGACGGCUGUGAUCCCCACGGUCUCCGUGACCACAGCCAGGCCUGCUUGCAAAGGAUCCACCAGGGCCUGGUUUUUUACGAGAAGCUGCUGGGCUCAGACAUUUUCACGGGGGAGCCUUCUCUCCUCCCCGAUGGCCCUGUGAGCCAGCUCCACGCCUCUCUCCUGGGCCUCAGGCGGCUUCUGCAGACCGAGGGGCACCACUGGGCGACUGAGCAGACUCCAAGCCCCGGCCCCAGCCAACCAUGGCAGCGGCUCCUUCUCCGCCCUAAGAUCCUUCGCAGCCUCCAGGCCUUUGUGGCUGUGGCUGCCCGGGUCUUUGCCCACGGGGCCGCGACCCUGAGCCCCUGAAGCCAACAGCGUGAGGACGGCCUCCAGAUGGUCACGGCGCGGAUGAACCUGUCGGCUGAGGCAGCGAGUGGAUCAGUCCAUUCAUUCUAACGGGACCUGCAUGUGUUGAAAAGUUACCAGUAUUGGCAGAUUUAUGAUGCUGACCUAGGACAUAUUGAGUAUUUAUUAGAUGGGAAGGAAAAUUUGGGAUUAUUUAUUCUAUUGGCAGGAUUAUUUAUUAUAUUUAUACUGACUUAUUUACUUUUUUCAAUAAACUUAUUUAUAUGGA